AUGGACCUUGGCUGUGCAGGUUCGUCGUGCUCUUUUGGACGUCAUAUAGACAAGUUUGCCUAUUAUUCAUCAGCAUUUCUUCUAUUUUAAACAUGGUUCUUUGCCAAGCAACCUUGCAACCAGUUUGAAGCCUUAUGAGAACAACUCGGUUUUUCUGAAGGCUCUUUUGCAGGAGAAAAUUCAUUUAUGCUCUCAUGCACUUGCUUGUGACGUUAAUCGACUGUUAGCUCGUUUAUUAAGUUGAUUUUUAGGUAAAGUUAGGUGAACCGUUGUGAGAGAGUGUCAAUGGAAUUUCAAAGUAAUCCUUUUAGACUCACAAAUAAAUGCAUACCCAUCUCUUGGCACUCUGCUUCUUGCUUGGUCACCAUUCAAUUGCUAACUGUGCAGUGAGAAUUUUGAUGGUCAACUUUCUGACCCCGUAAUUGGGCUUUUCCCGUGCAGAACAAAGACAAUACACAGCAUUUUGGUUACUCACUUUUGACUUACUUUUCGGAUUUCAAUUUAAAUUGUGUUAUCAUCCGGCGCUAAGCGUUUCUCUGGGAACAUCUUAAUUUAUCCACAAGGAAAGGACAUCCUGUCUACCAUGCUGGUUUACCACAGGAUGUUGCGUGGGUGCGAAAAGGCAACCUAAUUAUUUUAUUCGGAGCAUAAGUUUAGAAAAUCGACCAUGGACAUGGUAACUGGCAGAGCGACAAACGGCAGUAAUGCAAGCAACACGACGGAUAUAUCGAGAUGCGGACACUGGAAGAAAUGGAAAAGUGACUGAAAGGGUAAAAAUGAUGAAGAACGAGAUCAACUGCCAAAAUUGAUAUCACAUCAAUAGAGAUAAGAUGUAAAACAGGAAGAAUUUUGCGACCAGUAGUAGUUAACUUCGCGUAAAUAGGCAGUUGAAAGUUUCCUAUGUUCGCAAUACUCCGGGCUAAACUAGCCGGUUACUUGCACGUCCUGACUAGCGACUUAAACAUUUUCUGCGAAUGGCUCCGACAAUAGUGCUUAAAAGGCAAAUUAGCAUCCACGUACUUUAUCCAAUGACCUAUUAGAAAUAUCUUUUAAGUACCAGACCAACCGGCGUCUAGUUAUGAGGUCGACAGUAGGUUCAUGUCGUGGGACUGUAUCUCUAACGGAUGGUCUGCGCAUAUGCCUAGUUUUAUUUGAAUUUACUUCGGAUGGACUGCGAUUUACACGCAUUUAUUGAGGGGUAUCAUCUUUCUAUCUUCGUAGACACUCGGGCAAGUCCAUCCUCAGCAGAAGAGCGAUCCCAUGUGAAGAUGUAGAGUUUCAGUGCUGACCGCCGGCAGUCAGCUCGUUUGACUUACCUUUAAUAGGUGUUUAGUGUAAAUGGGAAAUACCCGAACCCCUAACACACCAGAUGAAAGUAUCUUUGAACCGGUAUCGUAAACGCCUAUGUGCAAGUUUCCACGUUCUAGAUAACUUUACUCAGAUGACUCUACCGCCGACCAAAUCUUGUGCAUAAAGUCUAAACCUACUUAGUAUGUCGAAGGAUUUGCCACGGCCCUUAAGGGAGCUCUACACGUUUCCGUACAGGAUUUCCCGUGGUGACUGCAAAACUAUAUCUUAAAUGGCCGCGCCGGCCGGUACCCAUAAGUAGCAGAACACUGGUGUACUACCUUCUCCAUGAUUUUGCACACUACACUGGUCAGGCUAUUUAGUCGUCUGUUUGCAACCGACAUCUCCCUUUUCUUCGGUUUAGGGAUAACUAGGGUCUUCCUUUAAACUUGUGGAAAGCUAGUUGUUCUAAAGCUCUUGUUAAAUGGACUACAUGCGACACCCAAGACCAUCCAAUGUAUUUCAGGAGAACCCAAAGUAGAUUUUCCGGCAUUUUGUCCCAAACGCAACUUAUGAUAAGUAAACUUAACUGGUCGAUUUGCCGGGCUUUUUAUCAAAACAAUCAUAAUGCGAAUAAAGACAGAAUUCCCAUUUUGUCUCGUUAAGUUUCUUAAGUUGCUCACCGAGUAUGAGAAUUUUCUCCUCUUUUUCUGAACAGACACGACUGCGUUUCCAAAGCAUACUUGUAUACUGAAAGUUUCCCUUAUAAUUAUGUGCACGGCUUUAAUCUUCUCGACUGAUACCUAACCCUUUUUGUCUGUUUUUCCUUUGCCGACUUGACUUCGUCAGACCAGUGCUGACGUUAUUACCGUCUCGUAGGCAUUCGAACGUUUCCCCACAUCACCUAUCUUCCGGUCAGAUGGCUGAGCUUGCUUAUCUUAGACGUACGCUGUUGAAAUUUGCACAUACUCCACUGACAGUAGCCACUUGGCUGCUGGAUCAUCUUUGUGGGUAGAUAAGAGCCUUAAUUGAUUACGUCCCAAUUGGUGGGAGCACAGCAUCUACACCAGGAAGCCCUCUUAGUCCAGAGCUGACAAGGGAUCGAACAGCCGUAUUUCCCGUAGCCUGCAUGUCUGCGAGUCAGUAAAUUCAAAUGAACUUGCGAUGUUGUAGUGGCCUGUGCUAGCCGACCUAAAUGAUUAGAGAUGCAAAUACGAUGUCAUCUUUACGUAACGGGUGGUCCAGGGACCUAAUUACUAUUUCUCUCUUUACUGACAAGAACACCGAGUAAAGUGCUUUGAGAGAUACCCGGUUGGUCGAUUGGGGUGAAAUGUGGGUGGGAGCUAACAUACCUCGCCCAAAACGGCCAUCUUUUUGGUCUCAAUUAAAAGUCCAACGGCUAUUUGCAUUGAUGCAUAUGCCAGGGGCGCCCACUAUAUGCGGGCUCUCAUCAACUAAUGACUGGCCAAGCCGGAAACUUUAUUCCUAGGGCUACAUGCACUUUCCAGUUAACAGCAGUUCUUUGUGGACUACUCACCCAGAAAGUGUUUGCUGUAACCCAACACCAGAUGAAGAUAGCAGCUUUUAAGCCUGUUGGCGUCUAUGAGCUUUCUGUUUUUUUACGAAUCGAGACGUAAUCGAACAGCCUACCUACUCACGAGAACUGUUUUCUCCCACGUACGUCGACCAAUUCUCCACUACUCUGAGUGAUUAUUGUUGCCUACGAUAUGUGGCAACUAAGGUAAGAAAUAUGAUGGCCUAUGACUUGCUAAGCUCAAGCAGUGGGGUCCGCGAGAGCUAAAGUUCAUCGGCCCCCUUAUUUUUGCCUGUUCUGUGGGUCCGCCUUCUUGACUUAGCGUCAGUAAAGUUGUUAAAGACACUCCUUGGAUUUCCUCAUCUGCUUCUUCGUGCCUGAGGCUGUUAACGACCUGUGCUUCUACAAGGUUUACGACAAUCAUAUCGUGUAGCUUUCGCUGGGCCAUCUUGAUCUUCAAGAGUUGUUACGCGGUUUUAGCCGCCCUAUGGCUGACAUGAAGUUUUAAAUCCUUACCACCUCAUUGAGCCCAGAGGUACGGUUUUUGAUGUUCGUCCGCAUUUUUUUUCAAUCUGGGCUGGAAGGAAGUUAAUUCUUACAGCCAAAAAUCUGAUAAGUAGUUUUCCUGGUUGGUAGAUUAUCAUGGGCUAGAUCAAACGUCAUCUUGUCCGUUUAUAGCUUUUUUGUUCAGAACACGUUAAUUACUAACAUCCACACGAAACCUGUUCAUAGUUAUCAACCCUUCCACAAAACGGUGGUCCGUAAUUUUUGUACGGCACUCCUUAAUUUGGAACCUAAUUCUUCACAGAAUCGGUUCGGGCCCAGUCGGUAGAAUAAGAUAGGAGCUUUAACGUGGACGCACGGUUAGUCAAAUACCUAUAUAACUACUACCUGCUUUCUGGAUGUUGUCAUCUCUGACGAAGGAGUUCUAUGCGAGCGCCAAUGCCGAAACCAAUAGACAAGUGGUCUAGGUGAUUGGCCUUUUCCUUGUCGUAGUCCAGCUGUGUAAACAGGUUGUUACCCGUGGAUUGUAACGUGCGCGGUAUUUUAAGUGUAUUACUUUUGGAGUGCAAAACGCAACAGGCAGUAGACGGCUGAUGUUUUUGUAUCUCUGUGUAAGCGUUUUAUAUUGAAUUUUCUGACUGACUGGCCUAAAAUGUCCGAUCACAAUUGUCGCUAUUAGCCUUUUUUGUAUUUCCUUCAAGUUGAUGUAAGUCAGCGCCAGUCAACCAGAUCUGCAACAUGCCCUGACAAAUCAUCAACCACCAACGUUCCGGAAGAAUGCCGCGAUCACUUGGAAGAAGGUCCUGUUGCCUCAGGUAUUUUGGCAGUUUGCACUAAAUUAACACUCUUAAUUGUCAGUAAUGCAUUGUGGAAUUCCUGUAGUUUUCGUCGUGAAUUAUUUUGCUUGCAGAAUAGAACUACAUCUUAAGCCCGCAUGACUUGGGUUUCAAGUAUGAUGUAGUACAAAGUGCCGAUCAGUAAGGUAUGCUGUUCCAAGAGGAGCAAAGUUAUAGUCUUGUGCCCUCAUAUGCAGAAAAUGCCCUCUGCCUGUAAUAUUGCUACAGGCGAAUGAAAAUCCACUCGGCUCGGCUGUUCUUGCCGGUUGGAGUGAGAAAGGUGUUGCUCCAGCCCGCAUCCAUCGCUUAGUUGCCUCACUCUAAUAGACCUUCACAACACUAACUAUUGUAGCUUAGGAGGUUGUCAACUGACGGCCGACUCGGUCCUACUCAGUCUCAGGUCACAAUGGCUCCCUUCGCUUAGAUAUCCGCAAUCCCUUCAUGGAAGACUGAUUCUUGUCGUGUCAGGAACCGACUAGUGUAUGUGAUAAGCACGGGUGUGGACUUUGCGCCAGGUAAGCCCCUACACCCACACCCUUCUGCGGUCUUCUUCGUCUGCUGUUGUCAUUGAAACACAGUGAGUUACUUGAGAGUUGAUUACGUAGGCGCUGCGCAAGCCCACCUCACUAUUAAUUAGUAUUGUGAAUCAUGCCAUGCUUGUACACUGCAGACUGUCUGUUGAAUGCAUAUAGAUAAUUUAGUUCAAGUUAACAUUACACAUUUCUGAGGAGAUUACAAAACUGAAAUUUCAAAAGUACCCGGGAAAUGCCAGUGGCCUUACAGGUGAGCGGAACUUCUUGCGGGUAUGUAAAAAGGGGAAACGCGUGUCUAAGCUUUUAGCUAGUAUGUGUGCUGUCAGUCAGAAUCGUGCGAUUAAAUAAGUGUCUAGGCCAGCGGCGAAUUCUCCUCGAUGCGUGGUGACCUUUCUGACCUCCAGAGUGUACGCUUAUUUUUUAUUUAAUAUCUGCUGCUUUUCACAAAUAGGCGCCCCCCACUAUGAACUAUGCUUCUGCUGCAUCGGUUGAAGUAGUUCCAGGAGACUGCUUUGAAGUACUUUUUAAUCCGAACUGCCUAAGAUGGGGCACAUAUCAUUACAGGUUUUUCCGGAUAUAAAAAUCGAGUCAGUAAUAAUUACGGUAAUAAUGAUUUGUUCUCUUAUAUAUUUCCUUUUUUGAAAAAAACAAAAGGCACAAUCUCUCAAGCUGGCUCCCGUUAGUGUUUGUCAUUCCAUUUGUAACACGACGUCUCAACUUGCAACAGAUACGAUGACUUAGCGAUAAGGAAUAGCCGCAGACUGCCUGAAAUCCACCAAUGCAAGUCCCUAGACAAGCUACAAUUGACGAGAUGUCCCAUUCUGUACUACGUUGUAUAAAUGAAAUUUCAGUAGGUCCUUACAUCUACAUUUUGAAAUUUUGUCGUAUGUGACAACUAAUAUUCUCCCUAGGGGAAGAAUGGCGUACACAUCCACUGUCCAUGUUUCGUGAUAAGUACCGAGGGAAACAGCCUGAAGACAAGAAUCUGCCUAGGACUGUUCGGUAGGUUUAAAGCAGAUUAUUUUAUGCAAUAUGUGUACAGUUAAAUGUGGAGCGCUUCUUAGACGAGGCUGUUUUCUCCUGCAGAAAAUUUUACAAGAAGCAAGACAAAUUGAUUCGUGAACUCGAGUCAGCUGCCUCUCUACUUACUCCUGACGAGAAUGCUGAAGAGGAUGGCGCUUUGAUGGUUCGAAAGCAGCGUCACACGAACAACAUCCUCAUCAUAGCAACAUUUGUCUCAAACUUGGUAAGAGACUGUACUAGGCCUUCUCCCAUGAACUCCCUGUCACGGGCGCAAUGGCGAUUACUUGAUUUUUCUUAUGAAACAUAUUUUUUUUACUGGGCAUCUGAUACUAACACUUCUCUAAAGCCAUGCAAUUCGGUCAGACUGGAUGUGCACAAAUUUGCCCAACAACUCCGUUGUUUCCUGCCAGACAUUUUUCUACCUCUGAAGUCUAGCGUACUGACGCUGUAGGGAAAGCUUUUGUUCGUUUACACAGCGCCUUAACCUCCAGUGCUUCGUAUGCUUGCGCAAUCAGAUAACGUUUACCACGACCGCACUGUCUGCGCGAUACCUUUCCCUCAGCAAGUGAAACUGCAUAUGUAGGAACAAGAGGGGAAAGUAUCCAACUGUGUUGGAGUGAAAAAAACUACUGUAUUAAGGCUGCACUCAACCGACUACUGAGUUAUAAAAAGGGGAUAGUUGUUUAUCUUGCUAGAUGCCAAGAUUGACCAAUAGGAUAUAUUGAUAUUCACUGAUUUAGUUAGGAUUUAGGAUUUAGUUACCCGCAAGCUUGUCGUGCUCCAGAGUAGUUGGGUGAGUUGAGAAAACUGGUUUGUGUGGAUAUUGGAGGGCUCCAGCAGAUUUAGCAACUUUAUUCGCCCAUGACACCACAUACUGUAGAUUCCCAGAGCCUAAGGCUGGCAGGGGCAUAUGGUCAGCAUAGUCAAGAUCACUCAACCGGUUCCGGGGUACAAAUCAUCAUCGUCGAAAGCUGCGUCAUCAAAACUACAUUGGCAAAGCUGAAUAGAGCCCUUCGAAGUAUCUAGUCAAUGGUUUAGUUGAAUUUAAUGGGUGACAGGAGGCAGCAAUGUCAAACACCAGGUUGAAUAUCGAACGGUCGGGAGAGAUUGUUAUGAACCAGAACUCGCGCACUCCCUGAUAGGGGAGGGGGUGGUCAAACGACCUUGCAUAGACUGGGGAGGGAUAAAAGUGUUGCAGAGGAAAGCGAGAGCAAGACGGGUUAGUCGUCGACGUUGAGAAAGUAAACGAAGUCCUAGCGCCAGCUACUGAUCCUGGUCGAAUCGUCAUCACCAAGGCCGCAUUUACACUGUGAACAGAAUCAUUCGAUACAGAGGGGCUGUAAAUACUUUGCUGGAGUUUUAAAAUGCUACGGACCUUUGAGGACUGCUCCAUGUAGGUCGCUUCCACAGCCUACUAGUGUCUGCACCAAUCUUCGGCCGAUACUGCCGUCAUUUUCCAGAAGUGGAAGGGGUGAUCGUUGCGGAACCUGGCUCUAGCCGUCUAUACAUACGGCUGCAAGGUUCUUCUGCUAAUCCAGUCAAUGCGGCGCCGCUGGCCGAAUCCAAGAAAGUCUCUCGGCUGUCUCGCUACCUGAUGACUUUAGUUAUACCUAUUCGCAACAAACCUCGACUUCGCCUCAGAUCGUAAGGUAAGAUCACAUUUCUGUGCAUUGGGUCUCGGCUGUACUGGAUUGUCUUUAGGCCGCGACAUCAAGGUGAUAACUUGGGUGCAGAUGAGAAAUGAACUUUCAAGCGUGUAUGAGCAUGCCCAUGGUCUGACCCGGGAUCGUUACCGGUUUCGGCACUACGCACCGAUCGGCCAUUGUCAACGCAACUGCGAAACCUUGAACCGGCUCAAAUGUAGUCCCUCUGACUGGUCGCCGUUUGAAUAUCAUGUCAGCAGAUAUUUAUGGCGAUGCUGAAAUCAUGUAUUGGUGACAAAUAGUCUGUUCUUGUCGUUAGAGUUCCGUAUUCUCUACAUUGUCGCAUCGAAAACCAAGCCAAAGUGACCAAUAAGGUGAUUAAAGAGUCAAGGCAUCCAGUUCAGCUAUUUUAGUUCUCGCCAAUAAUCAGAAAAUCACGGCGAGGGAGUCGUUUAAGUGAUUCUUGCAGCUGUGAGUAGUUCCUCUAUCGCGCUGGUCAGCCAGCUGAUGUCGGUGCAUACAAUGAGACGUCGGAUACGUUGUGAAGUCAUACUUAAGCAGGUCAUUGACUGGUUCCCACGCAAACAUGACCCACUGUGGUUGGUGUGGGCCCGAAGUUUUUGAUUGCCAAGGCGGCUGAAUCGGGAAUUUAGAUAUGGGACAGACAUCCACUUUGUACUGAUGAAGACUGGUCGGGCCUUGUGCACUAGGGUGUGGUUAAUAAGUCCUUUUGUGCCAAAUUUCUGUUCCUUGCCUUUAAGCCGUUACACCUACAUACGCCCAAGAAAUUGUUGUUAGUAGGCGUGUGUCAUUUCAGCCUACACGUUUUAUUAGCAGUCAGUUGUCAUUUUGAUAAUAAUUCGUCUAGUGCAAUUGCGGUUUGAGAACUUUUCUCCUGCCAUUUUACAGGUCCUGUUGUCAAGCAAACUAGUUGCCUCUAUACUCUCCAACUCCUUGUCAAUAAUCUCCUCACUAAUGGACAGUGUAGUUGACUUGGCCUCUGGUUUCACCCUCUGGAUCACAGCCCUCCAAAUGCGCAAAUCACGUCCCUACACAUAUCCGCAAGGUUUGUACGGUCCAUUAUCUGCUUUCAUAAUUAUCAGCAACAGCCCUACCGAGUGCGUCAACUCCAGACGACGAAAUUAAGUAGGUUUAUGUUAACUUCACAAUGUCCCUCGCAGGGUGUUUAAAUUGCCAUUCUGAAAAUUAAUCCGAUUUCUUUGCUCUCGAGAGCAGCCCAGCCGAGAGAAUGCACAGUCUGUUUUGAUAUAAAGAAUUUUCGACGAAAGAACACGAAAGAAAUGUGCAGUUUCCAUUCUAUGCUAAACCGAGCAGUUGAAACGAGAAAUGUUUUCUCCUUCAAAGAUGUGCAGAGAUAACUCAACUGCGGUUGACGAGACAAUCAGUUUCCAGCUUGAAAAUCGAAAAAACGUUCGGUUGGAUGAAGACGGAAAAAAUGGAGGCAAAAUAUCAGGAGUCUGUUCAACCAUUCACUUUAGUUCAGUCCAUAAAGCAACUAGACUCUAACUUCUGGCCAUUUGCCUCUGAACUGCCAAUUGCUUCUGAUGGCCGGUUAUAUCGGAUUUUAAGUAUGCAUAUUCAGAGUAUGAUAUAAUGACAGUAUCGCAGCAUCAUUUAAGUCCGCCGAAUGAGUCGAAGCGGGUCGGUAAAGGCUGUGCUCUUAUUUUUUCAGGUAGAAGGCGCCUGGAGCCGAUCGCAGUUAUUAUCCUGUCGGUGAUCAUGGCGAGCGUUUCUGUACAGAUCGUGGUUCAAGCGGUUCAGACGCUCUACAACAUGGCUGUCAAUAACCAGGGUCCACCCGUCAUGUCCAACGUUACUAUAGGCCUUGUUGCAUCAACCAUAGGUAAGACUUUUUCCUCUCAGCAACUUUGCAAAUCUGUUAAAAUUUUCCAUCCCCGAACGUUUUUAGCAUUGAUCGGCCACCAUCAGCAGUCUCUCUAUCUUGAUUUUGACUGAAGACCUAGAGAGGGUCAUUGGAGAGGAGGUUAUACUGGCACUGCUCUUCAUUAAAGUGGGUCCCGGUGAAUCGGACUAGCCAUUUAUUCAAGGUAAAUGUUCGAGAGCUGAAGCAUCUGGAAUAUAUUCCUCCAAAUUUGCAUCACGGGGACCAAGAUUCCAUUUAUUUGGAAGUAGUCUGGAAAGAUAGUCUGCAGUCAGCUCUCCCCGAGUCUAGUGUCAAGUUGUCUGUAUAAGCCACUCGUGUUUCAGGUCACGGGCAACCACGAGUGUUUACCAGCUUAGAACACGCCGCGCAGUUCAGUGGAGAGGUCGCGAAAACGGGAGGUGAAUUUUAUGGAGCUAGCCGACUCCACCAAUUGGCUCCUAAUGAAUGCUGGUCGGUCCUACUAUCGGGCGCACUGUCACAUGACCGACUGUAAGGUCAGCUGAGAUUCCUCAGCGCGCGCGCGGUGGGGGGCACUGAUUUUCGGGCGGCAGCUGUCCCUCUUCCUGCCGUAGUUGUCCGUCUAACGCCGACGUUGGGUGUGAAAGGGUGGAGGGGGAUGGUUAGUGGGUUUCGGCGAUCAAUCAGUUGACUAGCGCCUCUGCGUAGGCAUUACUUAUUGGUGCUGUCGAGACGUAUUACCGAUAAAGACGAAAGCACUGGAAUGACCAUUUUCGGCUUCCAUUCCGCAAUCAUUGGUACUCCAACUGCAGCCUGCGCGUCCGAUGAUUAAGUUUUAUCCUCGCCCACCACUGCAGUAACGGCGUCGCGUAGUCCCGUCUGAAAUCUAAAAGAUCCAGCGUCGUCAGAAUGGCCUGCAGCGGUUUAUCCUCAUUGCAGGACGAAAAUGUGCAUGAAUAGAAGCGAAAGUUCGAGUUUCAGGCGUAUGUGCAGUUCCGUUUUAUCGUGGAACUGGGAGUGUAAAGCACUCGUAGGCUAUGACAUGGCAACAUGCUCUACACAACGGAGUAGUUUUUCUGAGAAAUAUAUGGACGCUGGAAUGGCGAUUUCUCUCUUCUUUGCUUGAACUGGUCUCUGGGCGCAAACGGAUCGUACGCAAAUCACCUGCUAGCAAUAAAAAUGUGGGUAAGAUGUGGUUUGGUAGCCCCACCUGAUGGACACAUUACUGUUGGGGUUGGGGUUAAGGGUUAGGGUUAGAAGUUAUGGUCAGGGUUAGGUGUUAGCGCAACUAUUUCUCAACCAUUCAAAGUACCGCCACGCACUCCAAAUAGCUUUUCUUUUGCAUACAACAGCUUGACCUCGUCGACUGUCUGUCCCCCCGCUCCAGCUUUAAAAACCCCUAUUGCCACCGGUCCCGUAUUAGAGGUGACUGGGGUUUGUUUACUUCAGAUGGGCGCUAAAAAACCACAUCCGACCAAAAUGUGGCCUUCACGUGACGUUAGAAGAGAGUGAGGGAGGCGUUCGUCGGGAGGGGUGCAUUUUUGUUCUAACCUUUUCGGCCUGGCGAGUGUUAUGCACAUCUCCAAUAAUAGCAGCUGUUUGACACUGGCAAGCUGGGUCGAGUCGCCAUCUUCACUCAAGACGACCCACCCCUUAAAUUUCCCAGUCGUGAUGUUCAUCGUUUGGACUGGGGCAAGGGACGCAGUCUGGAGCUCUGGUAAGAAUUCAACCCAGCGACGCCAGCCUCCUAUCUACUUAUUCUUCCAUGCAUAAACACAUCCAGACCUGCAAUACUGCCGUUGGUUAGUCCUGCCACCUCAGGUACCUUGUCUCUUGUUGCUGUUCCCUAACCCCUGACGACUGAGUCCUGUGCAAGCCCGAAAGCUCUGACAAGUGGGCUUACGGUCCUGCAGACCAACCGUUCUUCUAAUCAACUUAUUCAAAAUGAAGUAGCUGAUCCAGUACUAAAGUCUCCUGAAAUUUGCCUCUGUGGCAGCAGCUUGUUUUGGCACGAUUGUCGUUAAUCUGCUCGAAAGGAGAAAAUGCGCGCACUCGGAUGAAAGCACUACUUACGCUCAGACACCUAAUCAGAUGUCUUCACAAUAGUCGCUUUGGGUAGUGUCUGUUUUACACAGCCCUGCGAACACGCAGUCGGCACGUGGCCCGCUUGCCUCGUUUAAGGUUUUGUGACGGUCGCGAACCUACUUUUGAGUGACAGAAAGGGCCCUGCAACGGAGAACAUUGCGUACUGCGACAACGAAGUUCAUGUUGCACACAUUGAGUGAUCUAGCAUUGUGUAAUAGCUGCUGGGUAUAACACAGCCUAUCGUAGAAGUAACCGAAGGAUUAACAACUAUCACUCUAUUUAAGGGGGAGGGGAGGGUAAAAUGAGCUGACCUCGAGAUCUCACGCUAUCGACUUUAAAUAUUGGCAUCGUUUCCAGCCGGACCUGUUCAAUUCAUCAGAAUCCAGCGCGGAUCCCAGAUUAUGUAUUCCUAGCUUUUGUCGAAUUCACCCGCCGGCUUGUGUUCUCCUUCCCACAAGCUGAUCACUUACUUACACCUGCGGGUUGGUCGUGUCCUCUAUGAAGACAUUCAUUUCGCCGUUCACAAUCUAUCACUGACACAAAGACUCGUGGAUUGAGUUGACUGUAAAAAUUGAGGACGUCCGAAUUGAAUUUGCUCCUGUGGAAUUUGUGCAGCAGUGCAGGUGUCCAAGCACACCCCGUUUAGUCUUGAGACAUAGAAUCUGUGCACUUUCCCCCGGUAAGAUGUGGUUAUGUAACCGCACCUGAUGGACACAAUACUCCUGACCUAGUUAAUUAUUUUGAGUUCGUGUGAUUACGUUGGCAUGGUGUUGCUGUGCGUUGCGGUGUAUAUUCUGCUGGCGACCUUGUUUCCUUGUUGCCGUGUUUACCUUUUUUGGCCCAAUGCUGAUGGCCCUUCUUGACUUUCGGCCUGUCAUCUCCUUCUAACGUUCGCGUUGGAUGUUUCAGGGUUAGGGUUUAGGGCUGCGACUAGGGGUUAGGGUUAUGGCUGGGAGUUAGAGCUGAGGGGUUAGGGCGGCUACUUCUCAAUCACUAAACGUACAGCCACGCAUUCCCAAUAGCUUUUCUUCUGCAUAUAAUUACUUGACCUCGUCGCCUGUACGUUCCCCGACCCUACCUGUAUAAAGCCCUUUUACCACCGUUCCCGUGUUACAUGUGGUUGGGGUUUGGCUUCCUCAGGUGCGGCUGCAUAACCAUAUCUGACCCAUUCCCCCAAGGACGAUGAAUACCUAAAGGGAAAACAUGCAUGUGACGCUCUAUAAACAGCCCGUUAGUAUCCAUGCUUGCAAAGCAUCGGACUCCACAGGCGUGUUUCCUCAGAAUCACGAAACCCUUAAGUCGAGCGCUUCUACCCAGAGGAAAAUGUGUUGACUUUCUGGACCGGGAACUGCUUCCUAGUCGGUGGCGUUUUCUUAUCCCUAUGCGAUUGAAAAGUCUCUUUUCGGACAAUAAAUGGCAAUGGGAUAUAUGCGAUACAUAAUCCUACCAUGUCCUAGGCUCAGUUAGCACACUAUCCCUCUAAAAAUUAAAUUACAGACCAGUUAUAACUACUGAUUCGAAGCAGUGUAGCUCUGGUUACAACCCUGUCUCACAAAACACUUUAUCUUGCCUUCAAAAUUAGGUGAAUUAUGUCAGCUCUGAUUGUUUUUUCCACCUUGGAUGUUUGUGGUCAUUUGAGCCGUACCUCCACACAUCCCGUCCAGCUCACUGUCAACUUCAGCCUUCUUUCACCUUUCACCCUCUAGUUGUGAAGAUUGUCCUUCUGUGUCUCUGUGUGAAAUUCGGUCAGGGUGGUUCUAUUGACGCCUUAAAGAACGAUCAGUUGAACGACUGCCUCAGCAAUUCUGUAGCGCUCGUCUUCAGUACUCUCUCCGCCCGCAUUGGUAGGUUCUGUGUUUUUUUACGGUGGCCUCUGUGGCCAGAAGUUGCUUCAGGGUUAACUUUGCAGCAUACUCGUGCCUUUUGCCGUGAAUUUGCCGCUAGACUGAUUUUCCUCCCUCGCCUGUCUCCUGCCUUUCAAAUAGGUGCAAUUUUUUCAUCCGUCUUUCAAACCAAUCAAUGUGUACUGUGUGCAGACUGCUGUCGUUAGGUUUGCAGGUACAAGCAUUACUCGAUUUGUCCUGUGGGGCGGACAAACUUUGAGAAACCAAGUACAUACCGAAAACCAUAUGGCGAGCGCUGAGAGAAUUCGUGGUUAGCAGAACCCCUUGAAUUUGCGCCGUGAAGAAGUACGAAUAUGGUUAUUAUGUAUUUCUCACGUAUAUAGUGGUUUCAGAAACGCUGUAUCAUUUGAAGUAUUAUGCUGUGUAGCCCGAAUUAGUUCAUAAGGCUUGACGCAGUGAGAGCGUCUUCAGUUUUCGUUUUUUGAUACCGCAUCUAAUGGGUAGACUUGUUGGUAUUAUGCCAUAAAACAGUAGUCCGUUUCUACCUUUUAGUUAUGCUAUUCAUCUGGCCUCAACAUAUGGUGACCAGUGUUCGUAAUGCCCGAGGUCGCUUCUCUCAUGUCGACCUUUGGUUUCCGGAGAAGUCUUUCCUCAGGGAGACGAUUUCACUGUAUCUUAGCCAAAGCACACGAACACGGGGUUUUAUUGUGUUCCUGCAUAUCGCGUAACUCUCCCACAAUCAUUUAUUAGAAGCAACUGGCCGGUCUGCUGCAAAGUCCAGAUAUCGUGAAAUUAUUUUUUUCUGGAAUAUUUUCGCUUCCUCGUCUUAAACUUAUAAAAAGAACAUUUCAGAGGGGACGUUUUGUGCUGAGAUUAAAGAUACGCGUCAACAUCUUGUCCGCAAGGCGUUCUGUCGCCAUUGUGUGGAGGAAAAACGAUAAAACUAUUCCGAAGAGUUAGACAGCAAAACCACCAAUGAUUCCUCCCACAUACCUGCCAUUUCACUUAUAAAUAGCCUACUGAAACUGUGAGCCAUCUAGAGCUUAUUACGAGUAUAUUCUGCAUCAAUUUCCGGUGAUUGAAGUAAAUCCAGCCUCGAGGCGCAUUCCUCACGGAUCGUGUGCAUCCAUGAAACCCGUUAUGCAUAUUUUAUGUUUAUUCUUGAUUUUACUACUUCCGUCUGAUGAGAUUCAGACCUGCAGCUCAGAAUGAAGCUCGCUAUCACUUCACUAACCUCUUAUAUUCAUUUCCCGAUGUCGAACCUUUCCGCAACCUAGACCUUGUUCACGCAGCCAAAAAGUUCUAAAGGUGAAUUGAGCGCAUUUACUAUUAAAUACUUCGUUGAUAGACCUCGAAACCCAGGGCCAUGAACAGACUGAACGAACACCCUGACUAGUCGAGGUCACGUGCUCAUGGAACAUUUUCACCAAUACUAGUCAUGAACGAUAUACAUUGAUGGUUGACAGAGUCGGGCACUAGUACCUGACUUAGGCUGAAGCCAUUACCCCAGCCCCAAAAGCCAGCUAGCCAAAUCAACUAAAAACGGUAAAUAAGCCAGGAGUGCGUCUGUUUCUGGAGAAAUGUUUAGAUGUUGUGGGGAGUAGGAAGACAAGGUGGCACCUAGGCCUCGCAAUAAUGUCUAGAUGUUGUGUCUAGAUGAUGUGUUAAUUUGAGGUCUGGAAAAAUAUUCGUAGUGGGCCCUGAUCCAAUGAACUGUCUUUUCUAUUUCAAAUUCACUUUCACGGUUCACGUGACGGCGGCUAAUAAACCAGAAACGAGCAUUCCAGUCCGCCUCGUCUUUGUUGAUAAUGCUUUUCUGUAAAUGCAGUAGGGUAACCUAACCAAUGAAUGGUGUUGAAAUUCACGAAUAAUUACUAAUCACUCGCAAACCGAAACCAAUGGAUGGAGCCGAUAUCUAUAUUAACAAUGAACAACUUUAAGCGAAUAGAAAACGCAAAAGAAAUUUUGAAGGUAAAUGUCAUGUUUCUCAGAAAAGCGGUGAAUUUCAAAAAUGGCAAAUGGUUGUAAUUGUGUAAUUUCUACUUUUAGAUGUAAAGAAUGUCUGACCAUGCAGAAAAUUAAGUAAAUAUGACAGCUUAAAUAGAAUGGUGUUUGAGAAAAAUGAAGUGCUCACCGGAUUAAGGGAAUUGUAUCGCUGACGUAUCCGAGAUUCGUGGCCGGUUCCCCAGUAUCAAAUCGCUUAGUGCAAAAAUCGACCAGAAUUUCGAAUAGACGGCCGAAUUAGUUGGCCUUUGGCUAAUCGUUUUUUUUUCUCUCUCCGUAUUGGCCCUCUGACCGUCAUUUGUGAAUGUUGGUAGCCUCCUGGGUUGUGUGUCGUAACGCCAAUUGGGUUCGAUUGCGUUUGUGUCCCCCUUUUGGGUGAAUUAGUAGACUGGCUCGGAUCUCUUACGUUUGCUAACCUGAGAAGGACGUUGGACAAUAGUGUUUUAGUGAAGUUGACAUCAAAAUGUUUACUAAGAUUUAUGAGCCAAGUUGUCCGGUUAUUAUCACUCCUUCGUGUCCCUCUCCUUCAGGAAUUUUUGUAAAACACUCCAAAUGAUAUACAUAUUGAUGCAUGAUUCAUCAAAGCAUAUCGCUCCGUAAGAUCACGGCAUUUUGUAUUCGGCUUCCUCUGUAUCCUGUUAACCUAGAAGUUCUUUGAAACGCACAAGUUAGGGGUACAGCGCGGUUACUGAUUAAUUUAAUUUUAUUAUCUGGCGUUUUAACCCUCACUGGCGAUUUCUACACAUGUUUCACGUCAUGAAUACCCCGUUAGGGGGGUUGUUUGAUUUUUUCGUUUUUUUCGUAAUGGUUAAAUGAAUAUUUCGGUUUAUAAAUAUGCCGCUUUAUACAUCGUAACACAGAUUAUUUGUGAGAAAAAUUGAAAAGGUAGGUUCCCUUUUCUUGACCAAUUUAUAAUCAGGCCAAGAUGUUUCGGUACGACUUAUCAAGAUAUUGAUACUGUUUCGUUUAGUAGAUAUGCAGGCAUUGCUCUCAUAAAGUAAGACGAACUGUGAGUAAACUGGUGGUCUCCAGACUUAUGAACAUACUAAUUCCUCAGUCCUUCCUUAUGUGAAGACAUCCAGCAACGAUAAUCGUGCAGAAACUUUUAAAUGCGAUUUAAGUGCAAUCAGCGUGAGAUACAUCCUUACCAACCAUGAGGUGAAUCUGAAUUCACCACAAUGAGCCUAGUCUCUGUGAAUAACACUUGAAAAUACCAUAUAUGAAGAGAAAGGCAUUCACAGUCUCUUUAAAGCAAAUGUCUGUCUUCUGCCCUGUCAAUUAAAAUUCUCACUGUAAUGCGCUGCGUUCGGCUUCGAAACAUCAUUCGAAACUCUGAUCAUGUGAGGCAUUUGCAUUAGGUAAAAAAUAUUCGCGGAAAGAGCUGAUUUUUUCGUUCUUUCACAUGGCCUUUCGAGUCACACCUAGCACAAUACGGUCUACCCACCCCAUCCUCAUACCAGUUUUGUAUCAGAAGUGACAAUUCACAGCUUGACGCAAAUAUUUCCAUUGUCUAACCCUUCAGGCUGCCUUGCGGUGUUUCAAGAAGUAGCUAAUAUCACACCACGCAACUUCCCCACGUAUUCUACCACUGUCUUUCACUUUUUAGCGUUUCGGUCGUUGACACUUUGUCCCACAGUGUUGCUAUUUUAAUCUCUUGGGCUAGCGAUGGAGGCUCCAAGAGCCCUAUAGGAUUCUGAGGCUUGUCUCUGUUUCCGUCCUCCUUCCUUUCCGGACAGCCGGUUAAUUUGGGGACAACAGUGGAGCCAUGUUUAUUUAUGUAAGCAAAGUGGUGUUGACUACGGAAUUUCAGUUUUUUUGAAUGAAAAUGACUCCAUCUCUCCCCAUCUUUCUAAAGAAUGUUCACGCACUUGCCCAAUUCGCUUAUUUGGACCUGACUGCUUCUCCCUUGGAUUGUGACAAUGCUGUGUAAUCCCUUACUAAUAAGGACCGCCAGCGUUCCGCGGUCGCAACAGUGGCCGCAAAAGCCAGUGAUGCCGCAAUGGCGCGCUUCUACGGCCUACCAAAGGUCCACAAUCCGGGAGUGCCGCUACGCCCCAUCGUCUCCUUACGUGGUACCCCAACCUUUGGGUUGUCAAAGUGGCUGUACCAGCGACUUUGUUUCCUUACCAAGGAUUCAGAGUGGACAGUGAAGUCGGCUGAAGAGUUUUUGUCGCGCAUCAAACGUCUCGAAUUGGAGGCAGAUGAGGUGAUGGUGUCUUUUGACGCGAUCUCAUUGUUCACCUCCAUCCCACCCGCGCUGGCUAUCAACACUAUUGACGGUUUUCUCCGGGAAAAGUAUGAUGAGACCGAUCAACAGUUCAAACGAGUUCAAAUCAUCGAGCUCCUAGAAUUAUAUCUUAAGACGUUCUUUACAUUAAAUGGCCAGGUCUACGAGCAAAAGAAGGGGACACCGAUGGGCUCGCCUCUAUCUGGAUUAAUUGUCGAGGCGGUUUUGCAGAGGCUUGAGCGGCUGGUCUUCAGCUCAUACCCCCAAAAUUCUGGGCCAGAUACGUCGACUACCCUUUCGUUAUCAUCAAAAGGAGCGAUGUGCAGACUUUCAAGACACUGUUGAGUUCAAUCAUUCCCGACAUCCAGUUUACUAUGGAAAAAGAUCUCAACAAUCAGCUGGCCUUCCUUGACGUACAAGUGACAAGUCUGGAGGACGGGAAGAUAAGAACAACGAUCUACCGUAAGGCAACUAACACCAGGCGAAUCCUCCACUUCAAGAGCAACCACCCCGUUGGUCACAAACGCAGUUGUGCCAGGACCCUCUUCCAACGCGUUCAAACACACUGCAGCGACGACAAUGGGAGGAAGGAGGAGAUUAAGUACUUGCACGCCCUAUUUAAAACCGACGGUUAUCCAAAGUCCCUCAUACGCAAGUGUCUUAAGAAGCCCCACCCUGAUCGGUCGGACGGAGAAAACCUGAAAUUUUGGCUCGCAAUACCUUAUGUGAAAAACGUGUCAGAGGCGACGGCAAGAAUCCUGAAGCCUUUCGGGAUCGCAGUGGCUCAUAAGCCAGAGUCAACAAUCAGGCAGCAAAUAAUGAGGCCCAAAGACCCGCUACCGGUGACAGAACAAUUAGCGGUGGUCUACAGCAUACCAUGCCAAAACUGUGAUGCAAGGUAUGUUGGUGAAACGGGCAAACGUCUUGGCACAAUAUUGCAUGAGCACCAGCUUGCAAUCAACCGCAAGGACAAAUUGUCUAUGAUUUAUGGCCACGUCAAACAGCGGAACCACAAUUUCGCCUUUGAAAAGGCAAGGGUAAUUGACCGAGCCAAUGAUAAGAUGGCCAGACUGAUGCUCGAAAGUUGGUCCUCGAUUGGCACACUCAACAGAGCCAUAGAUCUGCAUCCCGCCUAUCAGGCGCUACGCACAAGGCUUGAGUCAGUGCGGACAAGGCCAUCAGGACAGUCGAGCAAAGUGACGCGUGGCCGACAGCCGAUGUCAGCAGAAAGCGGGAGAGAAGCCGGCCGGGGGUCAUGUGACCAGCAUGGGACGCCAUCGCACCGCGACGCCCACGAGGCUGAGGUCAACUCACAUGAGCCGCAACAACUGAUCAGUCCGUUGAGUGACGAGGGGGAGGCCGACAAGAAUGCUGCCUCGCCAACAAUUACGACGUCCGCAAAGGGCAGGAGCCCACCGGCGGUCAAUCGUGGAGAGGUCAGCGCUAAUCGGCGGCAAACGGGCAGGUCCUAGUUCGUGCCUCGCGCACGGAUAUAAUACCAGGCAGGUAUCAAGGCUGACGCAAUCAAGACCAGCAGGAACAGUCAACACAUUACUCUGAUGAUGGAAACGAGAGGGUUUCCGAAACGUCAGUACAAAUAUAACUCGGUCCAUGAAUUCGCCCUAUCUUCUUCGGGGGAUGAUGAACGCGAUACUAAUUAGUUUAUAAUGAGGGAAGCAUACAUAUCUGACUUUUCUCUUUCUCACACUCACGAAUCGACGUCUACGCGUAUCGCGCACAUCUCAGUCAUCAGAUAAUCCGUGAGGAGUGGUUGUGUCGUUAUGUUUUCGCGAAUAUGGCUACUACCGCCCAUGUGACAUCACCAGUAUCCCACGAAACCUGGUGAUUCGAGGCCUUAACAACAGGAGCGUUAAACUAUGCAGCGCCUGCCACGAAAUCAUCACUCUCUGGUCCAUACACUUUUUGAAAGAAUUUCUCUUAAACGCAAAUACAAUUAUUUGCAAAGUUGGAAGGUAUUUGAAGAUAUAAGGAGCUUCUCUUUGUAUCCCUUUCGUAGCGUCCGUUUAUCUACUAUUUCCUUAUAUCGCUGUACGAGCAGUAUUUUAACAUGGGAGAAGAAUGCUCCGAGUGAUCCAGCUCACUCGCUUUGAACCGGAUAUUCGGAAUCGACAAUUCACUGUUUCCGUGUAUUUCAAGUACUCUUGACUAGCUGGAAAUAAUGUCGUAACCUUCAUCCUAUUGCGUUCUGUAUGCCAGCAGAUAUUAUUCGAGCAUGGCUGUGGAGGGUGUCGAUUGUAAUUUUUUUGGAAAAGUUAUUGGGCAUGUGCUAGAUUAUUAUUAUUAUCUCAUGAUAAGGCGACCGUUCAGACCUCUGAACGGAGUUAACCCCAAAUGUUGGACAAAGUCAACGCAAAACGACAAACACAACCUAACUCGGUCUUUCUGUUUUUCAGAGAAUGUACCUUACCUCAAGUACCUCGAUCCGGUUGGUGCCAUCCUCAUCGGUUCCUACAUAAUUUACAGUUGGUGGAAAAUGGGUGCUGGUAAGCUUCUGUCUGUCCCUGCAGUCACAUGGAUAGCAUUAUUUUCCUAUAUAAUUGCCUGCCGACCUCAGUAGCUUGGAGUGAGCUUGCGCUCCGCCUUAUCUUUCUUCCUCAAUACCUUCCCCGUGAGACAAGCAUGUCUAUUUGAACGCAUGGUUAUGGAAGACACUUAGUCCUUCAACUAAUUCGCCCAAUCGAUUUUCUCGCGUCACAAAACCCAACGUAAUCCUUCGGUGUAGUUGCUAUGAUCAUCGUUGAGGGGUGGUUUUCAGAGGGGGAAGAGGAUAGCGCGUUUUCACUUGUAUUUAUUGCAAAUAACGAUAAAGGAAUCGCACCUAACGCUGUGGCAUAAACAAAGGCCUAAAGUUCGAGUCAAUUUGAACACAUCCUCAUCCGGAGUACCUUUCACUAGUGGUUUGUCUGACUAUCGUUAAAAAUGUUGUCUACAGAAGAGAAAGAAAUCUGACUGACGGCAAUUAUGAGGGUAUGAAUGAUGCGUUCAGGUAUGGGCGUGACGCAUGUUGAACCAGGGAUAAAACGUAUCAGGACGAUUGCAUGCGUCCACUAAAGGCUCAUGAAUAAAAGAAGAAAUAUAAUCGUUGGAAACAGUUCAUUUCGAUUAGUCGGUCCGCAGUUGGCCGGAGAGUUUUUGACCGAUUACGCGGUCACCCAAUUAUCUGGAAGUUUUGUGGCCAGCCGCUAAAUAUGCUACGCCUGAAUGCGCGGGCUUUUCCCUCCUUAUUUUCUCGUCUUUGGAGUGUUCCUCGGCGUCAGCCAAGCAAAACUCACUUCUUUCGCAGUUCGUACUUUUGUCGCAUCACACAUGUCCUCGUGACUGGAAGCUGACGACGACUACUGUCGAGCUGUUGGUUUCGCGUCUUGUGCAGUAGGGGCCGUAAGUACCCUGAGCCACAAGUACAACAUUUAAACUACUCUCUGACCUUGUCUUUCUACAUUCUGAUUUGUGACGGUUACCGAACGAAGUAAAUGAAUUGAUUUUCCGGCAACCGUAUAGAGAAGGACUCCACUUAACUGUCGGUAGACUGUGGAUCGUGCCAUACGUGAUUUAUGGUAAAGGGAAUUUUAUGGGUGGGGCAGCACGCUAGACAGUAAGCCGACAAAAUGAAAGAAAACACAAAAGUUGGCUGGAUUUAUGCCGAAAGUCUUAUACCACGCUAUUGUACGAUAGCGGAAAUGUGAGUAGUAAUUAAACAGUUAACAAAAAGAAAAUUUCACAAAAUAACGGAUUUUAAGUUAAGAUGUGAGUUCAUGGGAAGUAAUCGUUGUUGGCAGUGUAAUUUCUGCAACAGCCUGCAAAUGUAUGCCAAGAUAAAACCCUAUAUGGCACGAUCCGCACUAUACUGACAAUUAAGUGGGGUUCUUCUCUAUACCGCAGCGAAUUUUUCGAACAGGCGAAGUUACUUUGUAUUACGUACUAUCUGUUGUCGAUCUUAAACAUUUUGUUAGUGAGAACGACUGAUUCUGUUAAAAGCCGUUUCCAUUGACACUGUUGAGCAUGGCCUAUAUCCCUUUAUAAUCUGAAAACAUAGAACAGGUUUGUUAGAGUAACCAACAAAAUGUCCCCAACCUCUUCUGUCGUUAAUUACUGGGACUUAUCACCGUUUAGAUUAAGAAGGAAAAAAUUACCCGCACGUCAAGAAGCAGCACAGUAUCGGAGCAAUUUAUUUAUAGGAAGGCCUCUCAGAUCACUAUUUCCAGCAUAAUGCCUAGUUGUUCGUUAGAGCUAUGUAAGGUGCAUUUCAUGAGUUAAUUCAAACCAGUGAGUUCAUAAACUCUCGGGGGACUGGUGAACAUGCAAUUGGACGAAAGGGUUUCGAACCUAAAUUGUCGCAGUUUGGAAAGUAGUCCCAAUAUUAAAAUAAACGUCAAGGAGGUCGGAUCUUAUUUCGUAGCCGCAUCUGCAGUAGCCUUAGCUGCCUGUCGUACGGGACCGUUGGUAAUAGGCGGUUCAACACUAACCCCCAGCCCCCUUGUUGAAUCCAGCUGGUAAACGCUUGGAAUUCUCCACGCCUUCCUCGCAAGUGCUUCCACAUUUGGCCCCUGUUGACACUCGCCUUCCCCUUUUUUGUAACCCUCUUUCGAGCGUGAUCGGCGUCCUUUUAAUUAAGUAGUUUUUGUAUUCUGACCUUGAGCUCGGAAUUCGAUUUACCCGAACAGUAACAAAGGAAUUCUUUGUCUAGGGUAUCCAUUGUUGAGGUUUGUACGUUUUUUAUUACUACCUUAUUUUAUCAAUGGUACCGCAUCUACACUGAAUUCUGCGUUGGCUUAUGCGCGUGACUCAAUUUACCAAGAAUUCUUCAUCCCUAACAGGUGCGUCUGCGAAAUAAGAUCUUACCAUCGAAGAUUUCGUCGUGCAAAAAACGUGCGUUUUCGCGACAUUACGUCAACAUAUGAACUGAAAGCAUGCUUGAGGUCAAGGCAUGACCUCAGUGUCAAUUACGACGUGCCAAAUGAAGAAGAGGCGUUCACCGAGGGGAUAACAUGGGUUAAGGCCGCGCACUGUUCCAUUCGUCCCCUUGAAAGACUCUAUCUUAUGUGUUAAAAGUAUUGGGUGACAAUUGUGUUACAAGCACUGGUAUCUGAUUUUCUGGGGAAUUAUUACUGCUGCGUAACGGCCGACCGAUCUCUGGAGUCCAGACCCCCGAUGGCCCGCUUAUCCAUAAUCCGCUGUACGGGCAUACCCACCAAAAUCGCCUAAGGAUAUCUAUAUAUCCGUAAAUUUGACGAAGCAUAUAAUAAGUGACCUUACUCAUUAAAUAUGCCUGAAUUGACACAAGUUAAAUUACUCUCCCUCCAAAGGAAAAGCACACGUAGGAGAGCCUUGACGUAGGAAAUUGCCUGAAUAUAUCUUAACGCAGAUUUCCGCCCAAUUUUAUGUAUAUUUUGCCUGAUGAACUUACUUCGACAUACUUCGAAAAAAGAACAUUUUCAGGAAGAGGAUGAGCAAAUAAACAAAAUGCGCAACGUUUUAGGUGCCAGAGAAUCAUCAUAUCCGUGUGCGUAAUCAUGCUCCAUGAGUUAGGUCACAUACUGUACAUUUGGGCUUGUUUUGUCUUGCGUCAGGAACGUGGUUGGAGAUCUCCAGAAAGAAACGUUUCCGUAAAUCUCUCUUACAUUCAAGUCGGCCCACGGUUUGUGAGCAGCUGCUAUGCCGUGAUCAGCAAACCAUGGCCCUCGUAGCCUGGUGUGCCUGUUACCUGGUUCUCUGGCGGUAGAUGCGCUUGCGCUCCCGCUGGAUGCACAGGCAGUGAGCAUGGCUGCCCGGUCAUAUUCGUCCUUCCUGUUGUUGUUGUUGUUGUUGGUCAAAAUCCUGGUCAAGGGUUUGUUGUGAGCCGGGGGGUGUGAAGUGGAGCGUCAAGGUGCGAGUACAGCUGUGUCAGCCAGUCGCACCCUCUCCCGCCUCCAGUCUUCUUGACUAUGUCUUGACACCGGGCUACGGUGAGAAGGGAGGACAGAGUGUGGCAGAUGCUUUGCAAAUCUACUCUCACUAUAAACCAAUUGACGCGCAAGACUCUGUGCCUGUUUCACCUUAUUGUGGAGCACACGGUGGACAUCGUUGGAUACGAUGGUCGAACUAUCAAAGUCAGCCCGCUAAUUUCAACUUUAUUCUCAUUUGGCGCUUGCUAUCGAACGUGGUGUUAGUGCGAGCCUUGAAGUCCAGGCCGCUUCCUGUCCGAAUCCAGUCACUUCCUCUUCGGAAGCAUGGAUUCGAUUUCUCACGGCACUAAUCCCCUUUUAACAGACUAAUAUUUGCCGUUUGCUGUAAGUCAGUGGCUAUUAUUUUUUUCAAUUCACUUCAUUGCAGAGCAAACUCGCAAUCUCUCAGGGUACAGCGCCAGUCCGGAAUUCCUUCAAAAAAUUACAUUCAUAUGUGUCAACCAUCAUCCAUCAAUUGAACGACUGGAUACUGUUCGUGCAUUCCAUUUUGGCAGCAAUUUUAUGGUUGAGGUGUGUAGACGUUUUUUUUAAAGUUCUUUCUCGCCACACUUAUAUCUUAUGAUUGCAUUAUAGUCUUUUGAUAACAUGCUUCCGAUCUUCUAUGCCUCCUUUUUGAUAUGCACCGUGUUGUGUCCAGGAUGGUAUUCUAAUAACUAAAAUCACAAGUCCCAUGAAUCCACUGAGUCGGUAUAUUUGAAUUCUUUUCUCCACUUUAUCAAUUUCUUUUUCUACCGCCCCAUUCCUUUAGUAAUAUUUUCAGUGAUUUCGUCUAUCCACAUCGCAUGCCUAUCUAAGGUAUGGUCACAGUCACCUUGGUUGUGGUGUGGUCGCUGCCAUGCUUUCUCCCGAAGUCUAGGCCUAACUGAUUCCAGAGGGAAGAGUAUGAGUUUGAGUUGGCUACGGUGGUAACGGUCAAGUUUCCCUAGGGUUGCAAAUGUUUCUGAGAUGUGCUAGUUAGUUACAUUUACAGAGAAGCACACAAAGGGCGGUAGCUUCCUUUAUACAGUAGUCGCGUUUUUUUGGAAAUAGGGAGGUAAACUGACUUCACCUCCUGCAUUUCCACUUUUUUCAUAAAUAAUUCGUCUUCGGUGGCGGAAUUCCCUGUCGCUGUAAUUGUUUUUUAUGUGUGUGAAUUAUGAAAAACAGUACUCUGUCAGCAGUCCCGUUGACCCGUAACAGAACCGCCUGACCAUACGCGUGACCGAAGACACUUCAUUGAUCGUAGGCCUUUUGAACUUUCAGAUCUGACGCCCUUUAGGAGGCUCAGCUGCGCUUAGAGGGCAAGCAUAAACCACAUCUUACGGGGGCACUGUUGUUCAAGUAGCUAGUGAAGAGCGCUUUAAAUAUGUCCAUUCUUGGCUCAAAAGAUAGCAUGCUGCACAUCCGAGACAUGGUAGGUUCGGUCACUGAGUGUUGGCCUGCGGGCAGGGGGCUGAAUUCUCAUAGACUACAGAAGCGACCAUAUUGUCAUCCUUCCAUAAAGCUGUCCGCCUGCUGCUUUUCAACUACGAUACACGAGAUCUUGUCCCCGUAUAUUGUUCCCACACUCUUAAGGCUUUCCUUAGUCCGUCCUGCGUCCACCUGUUAGUCGGAGCUCUACUCUCACCCACCUUGCCUUUAUAGCUACGGGGCUAAGUCAAAGUGCAGUGCUUCUGAUGGCUUACCGCUCACCGAAAAACAGAAGUUGUUACUUGUAAUCUCUCCAAGUUGCAUUGUUUAUUUCUGAUUCAACCCACUCGUUUCAUCGGGAGAAACCUUAUUUUAGAAAGAACUCUCUUGGCGGAGACCUAGGUUACACCUGCUUAACGACGGCUCACUUUCGAUCGCGACCCACUGUUUGUAUUGCAGUUUCAAACUAGAGACUAUGUUCUGGCAUAAGCAGUUAACAAAACUAAACAUGUUUUAAUAAUUUUAACCCAUUCCACACAGUCCGGGAAAAAUAAAUGUUGAGUGAGGCAAGAUGAAACCUUCCAAGUUUUAGCGGGUGCUCUGUUUCCUGUACUAGACCAACUGCGCUGUAAGCUGCGUAAAUUAGUCGGCUAAUCAUGUUAUGAUAAAACUGUUCUAGCAAUUCGAAAUCAUAGCCAACCUCUAGCAGCUGACCCACCGUUUGCACUUCUUUUAGGUGGACAUUGUUUUGCCGAAACAUAUGGAUCUCCAUCAGGCUCACGACAUUGGUGAGACCCUUCAAAAGAAGUUGGAGAGCAUGGAAAACGUGGAACGGGCUUUUGUGCAUUUGGACUAUGAGUUUACACACGAUCCCCUUUCAGAACACAAAGUCGCUUGA
Spirometra erinaceieuropaei is the source of this 25634-nucleotide messenger RNA. NCBI's taxonomy places the organism in Eukaryota, Metazoa, Platyhelminthes, Cestoda, Diphyllobothriidea, Diphyllobothriidae. The record is from the annotation of a GenBank genome assembly.